GCCAGCACGCACUUCCGCCCCCGCGUCGCUCGCAGCCAAUGGGACCUGAGGGCCCGCCCCUUCCGCACUGGAGAAAAACGAACCCCCAGAGCGUUUUCCGGCGGGAGCUGUGGCUCCUUAUCAUGGGGACAAUUCAUCUCUUUCGAAAACCACAGAGAUCCUUUUUUGGCAAGUUAUUACAGGAAUUUAGACUGGUAGCAGCUGACCGAAGGACCUGGAAGAUACUGCUCUUUGGUGUAAUAAACUUGAUAUGUACCGGCUUCCUGCUUAUGUGGUGCAGUUCUACUAAUAGUAUAGCUUUAACUGCCUAUACUUACCUGACCAUUUUUGAUCUUUUUAGUUUAAUAACAUGUUUAAUAAGUUACUGGGUAAUGAUGAGGAAACCUAGCCCUGUCUAUUCAUUUGGAUUUGAAAGAUUGGAAGUCCUAGCUGUAUUCGCCUCCACGGUCUUGGCACAGCUGGGAGCUCUCUUUAUAUUAAAAGAAAGUGCAGAACGCUUUUUGGAGCAGCCUGAGAUACACACGGGAAGAUUGUUAGUUGGUACUUUUGUCGCUCUUUCUUUCAACCUGUUCACGAUGCUUUCUGUUCGGAAUAAGCCUUUCACUUAUGUCUCUGAAGCUGCUAGUACGAGCUGGCUUCAAGAGCAUGUUGCAGAUCUUAGUCGGAGCUUGUGUGGAAUUAUCCCAGGGCUUAGCAGCAUCUUCCUUCCCCGAAUGAAUCCAUUUGUUCUGAUUGAUCUUGCUGGAGCAUUUGCUCUUUGUAUUACUUACAUGCUCAUUGAAAUUAAUAAUUACUUCGCGGUAGACACUGCUUCUGCAAUAGCCAUUGCCCUGAUGACAUUUGGCACUAUGUAUCCCAUGAGUGUGUACAGUGGCAAAGUACUGCUUCAGACAACACCACCCCAUGUUAUUGGUCAGUUGGACAAACUUAUCAGAGAGGUAUCUACCUUGGAUGGAGUUUUAGAAGUCCGAAAUGAACAUUUUUGGACUCUAGGUUUUGGCUCAUUGGCUGGAUCAGUGCAUGUAAGAAUUCGACGGGAUGCAAAUGAACAAAUGGUUCUUGCUCAUGUCACCAACAGGCUUUAUACUCUUGUGUCUACUCUGACGGUUCAGAUUUUCAAGGAUGAUUGGAUUAGGCCUGCCUUAGUGUCUGGCCCUGUGACAGCCAAUGUCCUAAACUUUUCAGACCAUCACAUAAUCCCAAUGCCUCUUUUAAAGACUACUGAUGAUUUGAACCCUGUCACAUCGACUCCAGCUAAGCCUAGUAGUCCACCUCCAGAAUUUUCUUUUAAUACCCCUGGAAAAAACGUGAGCCCAGUUAUUCUUCUAAACACACAAACAAGGCCUUAUGGUAUUGGUCUUAAUCAUGGACACACACCGUAUAGCAGCAUGUUGAAUCAAGGACUCAGAGUUCCAGGGAUUGGAGCAACCCAUGGAUUCAGGACUGGUUUCACAAAUAUACCAAGUAGAUACGGAAGUAACAACAGAAUUGGACAACCAAGACCAUGAUGUGCUCUAACUUAUUUGAUAUUGACUCUUUGGCUUCCGAUUUAUUUAGUAGUCCAACUUUGCAUUGACUGUUCAGUCAUUUACACUAAAUGUUAGAUAAUAGUGGGCUUGUUCACAUUUCAUGGAACCUAUAAACUAUAUUUUUGUAAAAUGUUUCUGUGACAGUGAGAUCCUUGCAGAUGUUACAGACUUUAAAUAGGCUUCUUUUAGAAAGUUUGUUUCUCUAAAUUUUAGUUUUGCUAUUUUUGGUUUUGUAACUGCCUGCAGCUGAUGAGACCUUACCUUUAUAAGAGAGCCUCUUGAUUUCUUUCAGUGAAAUUUAUAAACAUGCUUUGCAAACAAUAUACAUUUUAAGAAAGGAAAACAAUGUAACUUUUAAAGUAAAAGUCUCUUAUAAUUUUUCCACUUAA
Messenger RNA from Chinchilla lanigera (long-tailed chinchilla), 1918 nucleotides. It is a transcript of the gene Slc30a6, whose product is annotated as solute carrier family 30 (zinc transporter), member 6. Gene Ontology annotation, molecular function: monoatomic cation transmembrane transporter activity. The transcript is spliced from 14 exons. Lineage: Eukaryota; Metazoa; Chordata; Mammalia; Rodentia; Chinchillidae. Gene Ontology annotation, cellular component: membrane. The record is from RefSeq and is a predicted model, not a curated record. Gene Ontology annotation, biological process: monoatomic cation transport; transmembrane transport. Bases 39 to 1508 code for a protein of 489 amino acids.